Pochonia chlamydosporia 170 is the source of this 837-nucleotide messenger RNA. RefSeq lists its product as hypothetical. The transcript has a single exon. NCBI's taxonomy places the organism in Eukaryota, Fungi, Ascomycota, Sordariomycetes, Hypocreales, Clavicipitaceae. The coding region runs from base 1 to 837 and encodes 278 amino acids. The record is from RefSeq and is a predicted model, not a curated record.
AUGCGCGUCACUUCGAUUGCUACCGGCAUCUUUUGCCUCGUCUCCCUGGUUGUCGCUCAACCUCCUCCUGACUCACCUCCCGAUGCGUGCUGCUGCUGCGACAUUAGCAGAAACGUCAUCAGCUGCAACAGGUCCAUCAUGAAGCAGGAUUGUGUUUGCGCUGCUGUGGUGUGCCCUGCGAAUGCACCAACCGUCUACGUUGAUGGACCGCCUGCUCCUACUUCGAAGCCGACGAAACCAAAGACUCCUCCUGUCAAGCAGACUCCCGCUCCUGUUGUCAAAAAGAACGACAUUGGCAACCCCGGAAACGCAUGCUGCUGCUGCGAUAUUAGCAGGAAUGUUAUCAGCUGCACUCGCUCCAUCAGCAAGGACCAGUGUUUCUGCGCAGCUGUCAUGUGUCCCAGCGAUGCGCCGACUGUUUGGGAUGAUGAGGUGAAGAUUUCGAAGAAGGACCAAGUUCGUCCCCCUCCUUCUCUCCCCGUCGAGAAGCUUCCUCCUCCUCCGAAUGGUCCUGUUGCCGGGAAGCCUACGCCCGUGGUUGUCACCGAUGCUCCUCAUGCUAUUCCUUCCACCAAGGGCAAGCCUCCUGGUUUGAAUGACCGACCUAAGAGAUUCGUUACUGUCACAAAGCCUGCUCAGACGAAGCCCAUGCCUCCUGGCUGUGUUAUGCCGCCGUCUCCCACCGGCCGUCAAGUUCCUUGCUGCUGCUGCAACCCUGGCAUCAACAAGAUUGUGUGCGAGAUGCGCGAGGAGGAAAACUGCAUCUGUGCUCUGGUUGCGUGUCCCAAGGAUGCUGAGACUACCUUUGUCAAGCGUCCUGUGUGCACCAACAUCUAA